UAAGUUUCUUUAAUUUUUUACUAGAAAAAUUUCUACUUUGAAGAGAUCAUGUACUUAAUAAAUAACACAACUUCUUAUAAUGAGAAACACAUAAGUGAUGUUUUGCCCAUUACUGGUGCAUCACCAAUGUGGUUUUUCUUUUUUAUGAUACAAGGAUGUGUUAUAGUUAUUGCUAAUCUUACCCUGAUUGUUGUUAUUGCAUUGAGUACUCGAUUACACAAGAUUCACUCUAGCAAAUUUUUGAGAAGUUUUUUGUUUUCUCAUUGUGUUUUUGGUUCUACUGAGAUAAUGGUGGCAGUAGCAUAUUGGAACAAGCAAUUCUCAGAUAAAAAUAAUUCUUACACAACAUUUUUGCAUCGUUAUAUGCCUAUAUUAGUUGCAUGGCUGUUUACAAACUUACUUGUGCUUACUUUGGAUAGAUUUUUUUAUAUUAGGUUUCCGUUCCAUUACAGCCAACUCACUGAAUUUAAAAUUUUUUUAAUCAUUGGUAUGUCUUGGGUGUUGCCUCUCUUGCUUUUAUUUGUUCCUAAUACAUCUCAGACAAUUGUUAAUGAAAUUAUAUUUCUAUCCUUACUAAUGAUGGCAUUUUUUGUAUUACUUAUUUCAAACAUUUGCAUAUAUCGAAUUGCAAGGGUGCAUCAAAAAUCAAUUACAAAACAACGUAAAUCACUGAAUAAAUCAGAUUCUGAUGAAACAAAACAACUCAACUCAAAGAAACAUUUUAAUGCAGUAAAAGUCUGUUUUGGAAUGGUUGUAACAUUUUUGAUAUUUUGGACUCCAUUGUUUAUUCAUGGUGUAACAUUAUUAUGUGGAAUUCGGCACCCUACAUUUACUAUAGUUACUGUUCUACUAGCAUUUGGCAAUAGUGUGGUUGACCCAAUUCUUUACAGCAUACUGAGUGUUGACUUAAGAUCAGAAGUUCGUAUAAUGUUACACCCAUUUUUGAGAAAAUAAAACUUACAGAAUUUGAAUUGCAAAAAAAAAACUAAUGUUUUUUACCGUGCUUAUACUUAAAUUAUUUAAUUUGCUGUAACAAACAUCCCUUAUAUUUUUUUAUUUAUUUCAGGUUGAUAUCAGGUGUAAAAAUGUAGAUUUAAAAGGGUAUAUAUUUUAGUGUUACUUAA
Messenger RNA from Hydra vulgaris (swiftwater hydra), 1124 nucleotides. Its product is annotated as D(1A) dopamine receptor. Gene Ontology annotation, molecular function: G protein-coupled receptor activity. Gene Ontology annotation, cellular component: plasma membrane. Gene Ontology annotation, biological process: G protein-coupled receptor signaling pathway. NCBI's taxonomy places the organism in Eukaryota, Metazoa, Cnidaria, Hydrozoa, Anthoathecata, Hydridae. The record is from RefSeq and is a predicted model, not a curated record.